GCUCGGCAUGUAUAAGAGGCCGGGGCGCGCGCCUGUUGAGGUCACACUAGCCCCGACCCGUCCCGUCAUGGCAGCCGCCCGCUCUCCUGCCCUGCCGCUGCUGCUGCUGGUGGCGCUCUUCCCGGCGGCUCGCUGCAUGCCGAUUGACAACGCCCUGGACGACGAGGUCCUGUUCUCGAAGCUGCAGGCCUGCUUCACGGCCAGCGGGAUGGCGCAGCUGGACUCGCCGCUCGAGCAGCUGGCCGACAAGCUGCCGAGCUUGUCCCGCAGGAGGGACAUUCUGCAGGGUUUCCUGGACUGUUGCUCCAAGCAGGACUUCCCCGGCAUGGAGACGCUGGAGGCCAACAAGCAGGACAGCGAGGAGCUGUCGCAACAGCUGAAAGUGCUGCAGCAGAAGAUCCAGACCAUCUACAAGAACUACCUGAUGGGCACGAGCGUGGGCCUCAGCAUGCUCGGCUCGUAGACCGGCCCUGUGACCCGGCGUGCCGAGAGCUCGCCAGACCCGGGCUAGGGCCGGUGGAAAUCCGGCCAGAUCGAGUGGUCGCCGGCCCGCCCCGGAGACGGCCCGUCCGAGGGCGUGACGUCACUGGGGCUGCACGCGCGCGGCGCCGG
Molecule: messenger RNA, 612 nt
Organism: Pollicipes pollicipes
Lineage: Eukaryota; Metazoa; Arthropoda; Thecostraca; Pollicipedomorpha; Pollicipedidae
Exons: 3
Coding region: 8-463 (151 amino acids)
Source: RefSeq, a predicted model, not a curated record